Cyprinus carpio (common carp) is the source of this 4682-nucleotide messenger RNA. RefSeq names its product inositol 1,4,5-triphosphate receptor associated 1-like (gene irag1). Lineage: Eukaryota; Metazoa; Chordata; Actinopteri; Cypriniformes; Cyprinidae. The record is from RefSeq and is a predicted model, not a curated record. The transcript is spliced from 26 exons. The coding region runs from base 13 to 4077 and encodes 1354 amino acids.
GCUUUGCAUUGCAUGAUGCAUGUUGUCCAUCUGCUUUCCAGUCUAAAAGAACUGGAGCUUCUUGAAUCUCCGCUGACAGCACAGGGACAGAACAAGGCCAAGCAUCAGACGCAAGAAGCCCACAUACCGGCUGCCAUCUCCUGGUGGAGAGGCCAGUCUAAGGAGGGCAAGAAAAACCUGGCUGCCCUAGUUCCACAAGAAACUGUGAUGGAUAUUCAGAAACGGAUCCAAAGCCUGGAAGUCAAUCACAUACCAGCCCAGCUGGAAGAGACUAAGCGGUGCAUGAGGGUGCUUCUCAAAGACCAGGGAACGAGCACCUGCGACAACACUCAGAUUCAGUUUAGGGAUGUUAAUGUGGUCACAGAUUCAUCAGCAGAGGGUUCGGCCACAGAAGACCUACUGAAGUCCCUGAGGAAAGUGGAGGACAUGGUGACGCAAGCCUUACAGGCAGCUCAGGUGCUCAUGGGCAGUGAGAAGAGGAUGAAGGUGAGGAGAGAGGCCAUCGGCAUGAGGGUGGAAAGAGCACUGAGCAGAGCCGAAGCCACUGAGAGUCAACUCAAUGCCCUGGAGGCCACCAUCUCUGCUAACACACAGUCAUUAUGGAUAUCUCAGUCCAUGGGUACAGAGCUCCUGGUGGAUUGUGGCUCAGCUGCAGUUACAUCAUUUUCCACACCCGAGCUUGUCGCUCAGGAGAGCAUUCUCACUCCACUUUCAUCUGAGAACGGUGGCUCGCUUCUGUGCACGCGAGCAGAGGACCACAGCAACAAGGUCAGCAAAAACCCAGAUGCAACCCUCCUAGAUCAGGAUCCUGGUUCACCAUCUGAGCUUUGGCAGAAACGUGCUGACAGUGUUUGGCUUGAGCCGGUGUCUGCAGGUCUUCCAUCUGUGGGAGCGAUUACUCUACAGAGUGCUGCUUUACUCUGUACUGAGAGCUCUUUGCCGGAACCGUCUUGUGAGGAGCCCACGCCACACAACAGACAGGAGAAUGUAGCUGGGUUAGAUUGGCCAGCAAGCAAUGAGAGCUUCCUCUCAGAGUCAGAGGCUAUUAGGAACACCUUAGCUGUAAACGAGGAAACGUGCAGGAGUCAAAUUAAAGAAGAGACUGGAUGUGCCGGAACUGAGCUACAAAACAGCAGAAGACGAACAGAGAGUCCUGGGAGGUGCCACAAAUCAGAAAAUAGCAGUAGGACAGAGGCCUUAAAACUUCUGAACCAAGAGCAGACUUCCAAGUCCGCGGACGUCUGGGAUAAUCAAGGACUCAGUUUAUCAGGGGAGACCCAAGUAGAGGAUACUGGGAGCUGUCAAGACGGAAGAGAGAAUUCAGAUUGCACUGGGAGGAGUCAAGAGGAAUCUGAGAGCAGUGGACAGAGUCAAGCAAGGACAGGGAACAGUGAGACUCAAGAGGAGCCCAAAACAAGUGACUCAGACACAUCAAAGAGUCCGAGUGUCCAAGCCACAGAUCUCACUGAGACUCCAGGGGACCAAGAGGACCCAACUGCUAUCUGUCAGUUUACACACUCAGGGGCUGAGCAAACUUCACUUAAGAGAGCUAAUAGUUUUGUGACAGAGUCUGUCACUGAUUUUAUCUUCCCUCACACACGCUCUCGGCCCACGCUCAUCCCUGCCAUGCCCACCCUUCCUGAGGAUGAGGAAGACUCUCCAGAGGAGCUCAACAGUACAUCCAGCUCGCCCUCCACAUACGCUCCAGUUGAAAGCAUGAUGGUAAAUGUAACCAUAACUCCACCAGCUAUUGUGCUUCCAAGACAAGUCAACAAGCAGGAAUCCUGUCCUCUGGAGAAAGCAAGAUCGCACAGCCCUAGGCCUCGUCUCUCCCGAAACUCUGCAUCUUCGUGUCCCAUCACCACAGUGGAUAAUGAUGGGCACAUGAUAGACCUGGUGAAGGAUCAGCUUCCUGAGCUGCAGUUAUCUGAAGAGGAUCGUCAGAAGAAUUUGGAGCUAAUCGAGGAGGCCAAGAAAGUCAGCGAUCGCUUCCUGCAGCGCAGAGGCCGACGUUCCACCUGUAGCCUCAGUGAAUCUCCAACAGCUCUCUCCCCGAACACAACGCCAUGCUCUUCCCCCAGACCAUCCAGAAACAGUUCCCUCUCCUCACCCUCACAGCUAGGUCCUGAGGUCACCGCAACUCCUCCAGCAAGUCCCUCCAUAACUAAGCAUCUGGAGGUACCAUCCACUCAUGGCCAAGGGGACACGAGUAAACCAGAGCAGGAGACCUUCACAAGGCUAGUAGAUUGGAUGCCCUGUGACAAGCGAAGGGUGUCCUCAGAAACUUUAACCCUGCGUUAUUCCACCUCUGUACCAGCCAGGGAUCCUGCUGUGUUUCAGAAGGAGAAACCAGACCAUCAUGGACCAGCAGACAAGGGGAAGAACUCUGAACACGCAGCCCAGAAAAAGGAGGAGACUUCUGGCUGUGGCAUCAGUCAACCUCCAGCUACAGGGGUAGCCAAACCCGUCCCCCGGCCACCCACACAGCAAGCCCCGUGCACGGCCGAAAUCAAAACAAUAGGGGCCUUCCCUCCUCUGAUGAGAGCCGUCUCCUGGGAUACGGUAGGCUCCAUAAACAUGAGGAAUGCAGCUCCCAAAGGGGAGGACAAUCUCUCUGAGCAAUCAAGGGAGUCUCAGUUUAAGUCCCCCGGGUACAAAGACUUCCCUGUGCCACCUGGGAACGUUCAAAAACUGUCCAAAUUGCGCGAGGAGCACAAACUGAUGCGUAACCAGAGCAUCUCCAGCCCAAAGCUUCCUGACCUGAGUGAAACGGAGCAGGAACGAGGACCAUCCUCUUCACUCAUCAGCUCUCCUAGUGAAGAAGAGGCCAAAGAGAAGCCUGAUGCUUUGCCCAACAUUUCAGACAUCAUGCUGCGCAAGCUCAAACUGCACAGGGGUUUACCUGGCUGCGCACCCCCGCUCUCAGAGAAGGAAGUUGAGAACGCCUUUGUGCAGCUGUCCCUGGCAUUCCGGAACGACAAUUACACGCUGGAGUCGCGGCUGAAACAGGCUGAAAGAGAACGCAACCUGACUGAGGAAAACGCUGAGAAGGAACUGGAAGAGUUUAAAAGCUCUCUCAAGAACACUGUGUCACUGUGGCAGAACAUCGAGCAGCGGGAGUUUUACCAGCAUCUCUUAGAAACGAUCGCUGUAUUGCACCGCCUGACCAACCGCCUCUCCAGCAGGGCUGAAAUGGUGGGAGCUGUGAGACAGGAGAAGAGAAUGAACAAGGCCACUGAGGUGAUGAUGCAGUAUGUGGAGAAUCUGAAGAGGACGUAUGAGAAGGACCAUGCUGAGCUGAUGGAGUUUAAGAAGGUUGCCAGCCAAAACUCCAGCCGCUGUUAUGUGGGCUCAGUGGACACUGGAGAGGAUGGUGUUCCACGGCCAUGUAGAUCCAUGUCUGUGCAAAUGGGAAAGGCUUUGCCCAGACGAAGAGUCAGUGUGGCUGUAGUUCCCAAGCCUAAUCUACUGAACAUCCCCGGGCAGCCGCUAGCCGCCGCUGGCCCACUUCCUGUGUUGUGUGAGGCGAACACUAUUAAGAAUGGCAGUUCCUCAGACGGUACACAACAAGAUGUGCCUGACAAAUCCAGUGGAAACCCUCUGACAGAGCAGGAAAGUGAAGCAACGCCAACCAAAGUUGUCUGCAGUCCAGAGAAGCUUACAGAAGAGAUCAAAGCCAAGAUUGAAGAAGAAGCGUAUAACAAAGGAUUCCAGGAAGGACUUAAAAGGUUUAAAGAACUUCAAGAGCUGAAGGAGGAGGAAGAGAAAGCUGAAGAGAAGCCGAAGGACUCUGAGGAGGAAGCAAGAGGAAAUAAUGAUAAAGACACAAAUACUAAUAGCAGGUUUGAGGAGGCAUUAGAAGUCUUUGACCGGAUAUUCCCAAAAUUCUUCAGACGAAAUCGAGUGCUCUGGAUCGUCCUCACUCUGUUUUUCGCUUCAUUCAUACUUGUCAAUGUCAUAAGCUUCUUCAGUAACUGCUACAGUGAGAGCGGAGACACGUCUGCAGAGAAGUCCGCCGUCCCAGGCAAGAAGUUUUUUGGACUGAAUGUGGGGUCAAAGACACCUGCCCCAGAAUGACAUUAUUUUCUUCCAUCAUGGAGAGACAGAUCAAGGGAAUUCUGCUGGCAAUUUCUUUAACAAACACAGCUCAUAUUGUUUCUACCAGUCUUUCACACUGCAUUUAGUAAACAGCAGAAAUACUUGUUAUUGUUUAGGGACCAAGUGUGCUUAAAUGAGAAAUCAGAUUUGCUUUGUAAACUAAAUUGAUAAGUUAUAAUACUUGAGGUUGGGAAAGUUGGGAUUUCUUGUUAUUGUGGAGAAACGUUUGAUAUAAGAUUAUACCACUCGAACCUUAUGAUUAAACUUCUCAGGUUUUGUGAAAUAUAUAUUUGAUAUAUAAAUACAAUAUUUAAUACAAAAUUUGGUACAGUAUGUUUCUUUGCGGUUGUUUUUGUUGUUUAUUUGACUUGACAUUCCAAGGUAGAUCCUAAAGUGCAAUAUUUUGCGACUGGUAGUUGACGGUUGUGUGGGGUUGUGCCUUCAGAGCACUGGUUUUAAUAGUACAGAAUUUUUCACAACUUUAAAGAGCACUUUUAACUAGCAUGAAAGAAUUCAUAUUUGCACAUGUGUGCUUGUGUUUACUGUUGUGCCACUUCACCUUGUAAUAAAGGUGUUUGAAAAUC